AUGAAGUUUGGAAAGGAGUUUGUUUCCCAGAUGGUGCAGGAAUGGCAGCAAGCCUAUAUGGACUACAAUUUUCUCAAGAAGUUGCUGAAAGAUGUCUGGAAUUUCAGACACAGAAAUGCAUCAACAUCAGCAUCAGACUUGAUGACCCCAAAAGGUACCUUAAAGAGAAGGCUCUCCCUGUAUAGAGCCUUCAGUGGCCUGACCGGUUAUCACAACAGUCUGCGAAGUUCCCUUGGAAAGAAUAACGAGGAUGAGGUAAUACUAGUCAGUGCAGCUCAACAACCAGAAGACCAUGACUCAGAAGGGAGCUACCAAACCAUGUUCUUAAUGUCUUCUGAAGAAGGGGGAGAAUAUGAGCUUGUAUUCUUCAGGAGGUUGGAUGACGAGUUCAACAAAGUACUCAAAUUCUACAAGGCCAAGUUAAAUGAAGUGAAGUCUGAGGCAGAUGAAUUGAGUAAGCAGAUGGAUGCUCUCAUUGCUCUGAGAAUCAAGGUUGAUAAUCCAUUGAUGCAACUAAAUGGUGCCUACAAGAGUACAAAUGGUAGAGCCCCACCACCAGAUUCGGUUGUUCAUUCGAAUAAUGUUGGCAAACAAGCAAUGUCUCAUAUGGAUGCAAUUCAAGAAGUUGAGAUGGGCAGUGAAGGGAUUUCUGAGGAUCAAAUGAGAACAGGUGGCAGGGAAUCAAAGAGCAAUCAUCAGAGGAUGCGAGACAAAAGCAAUUUAAAUGUUGCUGAGGGAUUCGCGUUUCCUGAAUUAGAAGUCUUGGAUCAUGUAAGGGUCAAUGUUGAACCAGAAACUCCUGUCUCAACUUUGAAAAACGUCUUUGUGAGCUCAAAAUCCGAUCUGUCAUUCAGCAAGGAGGAGUUAAAGAAAGCAGAGGACAAAAUCAAACAGGCAUUUGUUCAAUUUCAUCAAAAGCUUCGACUCCUUAAAAGUUACUGCUUCUUGAAUUUAUUGGCUUUCUCUAAGAUCAUGAAGAAGUAUGACAAGAUCACAUCAAGGAGUGCAUCAAAAACUUAUCUAGAAAUGGUUGACAAUUCUUAUCUAGGGAACUCUGAUGAGAUUACUAGACUAACAGAAAGAGUGGAGGCUACGAUCAUAAAGCACUUCGCCAAUGGAAAUCACAGGGAAGGCAUGAGACUUUUAAGGCCACAGCCUUACAGAGAGAGGCAUAGUGUAACAUUUUUCUUGGGUCUCUUCUCUGGCUGCUCGAUCGCGCUGGUAGCAGCCAUUAUAGUCUCCAUCCAUGCAAGAAACCUUCUUAAUAGUAAGGAACGAGGACGAUACAUGGAAAAUAUAUUCCCACUUUACAGCUUGUUUGGCUACAUCGUCCUACAUAUGGUCCUAUUUGCCGUGAAUAUGUAUCUCUGGAGGUGUUUUCGAGUUAACUAUCCCUUUAUAUUUGGAUUCAAAGAAUUCGUUGGUUAUAGAGAAGUCCUCCUCCUUGCUUCUGGUCUUUCAGUACUCACUUUGGCUGCUGUGCUUUCAAACCUGGAUAUGGAAAUGGACUCUGGAACCAAAAGCUACAGGACAAUCACUGAAUUGGUGCCAUUAGGCCUUGUAACUGUAGUGCUUUUUAUACUCUUUUGUCCUUUCAACACCAUAUAUCGCUCAAGCCGCUUCUUUCUUAUUCAAUGCUCAUGGCGCUGUCUCUGUGCCCCUCUUUACAAGGUUUCUCUCCCGGACUUUUUCUUGGCCGAUCAGCUCACUAGCCAGAUUCAGGCUUUCAGGAGCCUGGAAUUCUAUGUCUGUUACUAUGGUUGGGGAGACUUCAAAAGGAGAUCAAACAGAUGCCAGGAGAGUCAAGUUUAUCAAAUCUUUUACAUCAUUAUAGCAGUCGUUCCUUUUUGGGCUCGCUUUCUUCAGUGUCUGCGUCGGUGGUUGGAGGAAGGCGAUCCUGUGCAAGUGCUUAAUGGGCUCAAGUAUUUCUCAACAAUUGUUGCUGUUGUGAUGAGGACUAUUUAUGAUCUCAGAAGAGGUACCUUUUGGAAGAUUAUGGCAGCUGCCAGUUCUGGAGUUACUACAAUUGGCAGCGCGUACUGGGACAUUGUAAUGGAUUGGGGUCUCUUGCGAAGAAAUUCCAAAAACCCCUGGCUCAGAGAUAAGCUCCUCAUAUCUAACAAGAAGAUUUACUUUGCUGCCAUCGUCAUUAAUAUCCUGUUAAGACUUGUGUGGAUGCAGCUGGUUCUUGAUUUGCAAGAAGCACCAUUCCUCCACAGGAAAGCCUUAGUUGCAGUCGUUGCCUGUCUCGAAAUCCUUCGGCGAGGCAUCUGGAACUUCUUCAGGCUGGAAAACGAGCACUUGAAUAACGUAGGGAAGUACAGGGCGUUUAAGUCGGUACCACUGCCUUUUUACCACGACGGAGAGAAAAAUAGGUAACCCCAUUGUACCU
This is a messenger RNA of Coffea eugenioides, 2392 nucleotides long. Its product is annotated as phosphate transporter PHO1 homolog 9. NCBI's taxonomy places the organism in Eukaryota, Viridiplantae, Streptophyta, Magnoliopsida, Gentianales, Rubiaceae. Bases 1 to 2379 code for a protein of 792 amino acids. The record is from RefSeq and is a predicted model, not a curated record. Gene Ontology annotation, cellular component: plasma membrane; trans-Golgi network; Golgi apparatus. Gene Ontology annotation, molecular function: inositol hexakisphosphate binding. The transcript is spliced from 13 exons. Gene Ontology annotation, biological process: cellular response to phosphate starvation; phosphate ion transport.